Messenger RNA from Epinephelus fuscoguttatus (brown-marbled grouper), 2708 nucleotides. It is a transcript of the gene slc18a3b, whose product is annotated as solute carrier family 18 member 3b. The record is from RefSeq and is a predicted model, not a curated record. Gene Ontology annotation, molecular function: acetylcholine transmembrane transporter activity; xenobiotic transmembrane transporter activity. Gene Ontology annotation, cellular component: AP-1 adaptor complex; membrane; AP-2 adaptor complex. Bases 492 to 2060 code for a protein of 522 amino acids. Gene Ontology annotation, biological process: chemical synaptic transmission; transmembrane transport; xenobiotic transport. The transcript has a single exon. NCBI's taxonomy places the organism in Eukaryota, Metazoa, Chordata, Actinopteri, Perciformes, Serranidae.
GGUUAAUGUGCACCAAUGGCCACGAAGUCACUCGUGGUCUCAGAGCUGAGCGCAAAAGUGCCACAGGUGAUAGGAGGUAUGGACACAGAGACCAGAGAGUUUGAGCGUCCGAAGUGUUGCAAAUAAGUGACCAAAAAUCGCUCCAAACAAACUUUGCCAUGUAAGAUUAGCGAGCGAAACCUCUGCACGGUGCAGAAAUUCUACGAUUUCAACACGUCACUUCUCGGGAGAUCAUGAAACAAGAUCGGAUGUGGCUGAGGCGAGGACACGUUGAGGAAGCUGAGGAAAGCCAUCUUCACCGAUGAGGCAGCCAAGUUCCUCUUCGCCUCUCCCUUUACGCACAGGCGAGGUGAGGACGGGGAGCAUCACAUCAAUGUAGAGAAAACACCAAUGAGUCAUCCGAGGUGUUGAAAGAUCGGCAGCAGACGGGGGAGAAGCACAACCACAAUUUUUUGAAUCGAAAAUCAUUUUUUUUAAGAGAAAAGCACAUCAUGGAUGGAGAAGGAGGAUCAUCCGGGCUGGUCAAAUCAGCCGCCGUCAAACUGUCCGAGAUGGGCGAAAGAACCAAGCAGUUUGGCACCGCGAUGAGGGAUCCUCACCAGCAAAGACGGAUCAUAUUAGUGAUUGUUUGCGUGGCUCUCCUGCUGGACAAUAUGCUCUACAUGGUAAUCGUGCCAAUUAUUCCAGACUAUCUUGCUGAGCUGGAGAGUGAGCAGUCAGAGCACGUCCACGUAGUGAUGCACCCCAACUCAUCCGCCAACAGCACAAGCCAAGACAAAAGCAACAAGGACAAUUUAGAUGUCCAGAUAGGAGUACUUUUUGCAUCCAAAGCCAUCCUGCAGCUUUUAGUUAACCCGCUGUCAGGAACUUUCAUAGACCGGGUUGGAUAUGACAUUCCACUUUUAAUCGGCCUGAUUGUUAUGUUCGUGUCCACAUGCAUAUUUGCAAUCGGGGAGAACUACGCGACGCUCUUUGUGGCCAGAAGUUUGCAGGGUCUGGGCUCUGCUUUCGCGGACACAUCUGGGAUCGCGAUGAUAGCCGACAAGUACACGGAGGAGGCGGAGAGGAGCACGGCGCUGGGCAUUGCGCUGGCGUUUAUCUCUUUCGGGAGUCUGGUGGCGCCUCCCUUCGGGGGCAUCCUGUACGAGUUCGCGGGCAAGAAAGUGCCCUUCAUCGUGCUCGCGUGCAUUUGCCUGGCGGACGGCUUAAUGCUGCUGACCGUGAUCAAGCCGUUCUCCAACAGGACUAGAGAGAACAUGCCGGUCGGCACCCCCAUAUACAGACUCAUGAUUGACCCCUACAUAGCUGUGGUGGCCGGGGCGCUCACAGUGUGCAACAUCCCCCUGGCCUUUCUAGAGCCCACCAUCGCCAACUGGAUGGAAACCACCAUGCACUCCACUCAGUGGGAAAUGGGGCUCACUUGGCUCCCAGCCUUCUUCCCUCACGUCCUCGGUGUGUACAUAACGGUUAAAUUGGCAGCACAGCAUCCAAAUUUGCAGUGGUUCUACGGAGCUUUAGGUAUGGUAAUCAUAGGGGCCAGCUCAUGCACACUCCCUGCAUGCAAAAGUUUUGCGCAGCUCAUCGCCCCGUUGUGCGGCAUUUGUUUCGGCAUCGCACUGGUCGACACUGCCCUGCUGCCCACACUCGCGUUUUUAGUUGACGUGCGUCAUGUUUCAGUGUACGGUAGUGUUUACGCUAUAGCAGAUAUUUCCUAUUCUGUUGCAUACGCUAUGGGUCCUAUAGUCGCCGGUCAGAUAGUGCACAGCCUCGGGUUUGUACAACUUAAUCUGGGUAUGGGCCUCGUCAAUGUGCUUUACGCACCAGCCCUGCUGCUGCUGCGCAACGUGUGCCAAAUGAAACCGUCCUACUCAGAGAGAGAUAACCUGUUAGAGGAGGCUCCGCAGGGGCUGUACGAUACUAUCAAGAUGGAGGAGAGGAGAACUAAAAAGAAGGGCUACAGCUCGGCAGGCAAUUGCCUGUCAGUAGAUGAAAACGGGUUCGACCCGUUCACAGCACAGCGGUCUUUGUCAGAAGAGUCGUCCGGUCAGGAGUACACUUAAACCGGCCACACUCUCACCGCCACCCCCCUUACACAUUCCCACUGGAGAGAUCUGGAGGUUAUAGUCAAGUAAACUUUUAUGUAAUGUGCAAUAUAAACACCCAAAUCACCAAAUUCACAACCCGCUUUCCAGAGUUUCUUUUUUUAUUUUUGACUGUGACUUCAUUGUGUCGAACAAGUCUUUGUAGCGUUUGUCAUGGACGUAUAACUGGAGUUUUGUGAGAGAUCUAUCAGCUACCGUUGAAUUUGUGUGUAUCACUGAGUAUUGUAAAAAGAUAUAAAUAGAUAAAUGUGCGUACAAGAUUAUAUGGGACCAACUAUAAGCAGCACAUUUCCCCCCACACCCUUACACAAAAUAAAUAGCCUAUAUUUUUAGUCUCGGAGGAAACUUUUUUUACUUGCACAUCAAAGGCCUGAUUUUCCUUCUUGGUUGUUUAAAAAAAUGUGGAUUUUAAUUUUGUAACACGUGGGCCUGUUUGUUAUUUAUUUUUAUUUCCAAUGUUUUUUUGUUGUUUGGAAUUAAAUGUAUCAUAAUAAAUGGAUUUUUGUACAUAUGUGGAUAUAUGCACAAUGUAAAUUGUUGAAAAAAACAUACGUGGACCUCUGCGAAGUGUGUGUGUUCGUGUGUGCGUGCGCGCGCGUGUAUGUA